Molecule: messenger RNA, 1987 nt
Organism: Didymella exigua CBS 183.55
Lineage: Eukaryota; Fungi; Ascomycota; Dothideomycetes; Pleosporales; Didymellaceae
Product: carbohydrate-binding module family 35 protein
Exons: 2
Coding region: 403-1863 (486 amino acids)
Biological process (GO): carbohydrate metabolic process
Molecular function (GO): hydrolase activity, hydrolyzing O-glycosyl compounds
Source: RefSeq, a predicted model, not a curated record
AUUCAUCGCACGAAGCCUCAGCCAUCCUUGGCCAAUCGUCACGUCGACUAAUUCUCUCGGCACGAUCCAGAUCACCUUCUCAAUGAAGGAGCACUUGCGCAUCUCCUCACCGUUGAUGUCUUGGUUUCUCCGUGAGGGCGAAGCGAAUGCAUCGCAAAGAGGGAACACCGCCGCCAGAAACCCCGGAAUAAAGUGCUGAUCUUACCCGCAAUAUGUGUGCGGAGCCCCGCAUCCCAGAUCAGCUCGUGUCGUGCCUGGCGGUUCGGCGAGUAAUACCCCGGGGUAGCCUUGGCUCUGGAUAAACAGCCAGUGAAAAUUCUGGCACGAUGCAGGUGCUAUAUAACAUUGUUGCCGGGUUGUGUGAUUGUUUGGUACCUCACUUUGAGAUCUUUGUGAGCUAUCAUGGGUUUUGGUUCAGUCUCCUGCCAGUUGCUGCUGGCUGCCGCUUCCGUUUCUGCCAAAUGGAUCGUUCCAGGCGCACGAUGGAGAGCUACUGAUGGUACCCUAGUCAAUGCCCACGCUGGUGGUGUGACAGUCGACAAGGAGACUGGCAAGUUCUUCCUGUUUGGAGAAUACAAGAUUCAAGGUCAGGUCGAGGGUGGAGGCGUCAGCGUAUACAGCUCGGACGAUCUGGCAACAUGGACGCCAGAGGGCAUGGCUCUUUCACCAAUCGAGGGUCACCCAUAUAUCUCGACAGACCACAUCAUUCAGAGGCCUAAGGUCACCUUCUCCGAGCAGACCGGAAAGUACCACAUGUUCUGGCACGCCGACAACUCAACCUACGGAUGGCUUCUGCAAGGCUUUGCUCAAGCCGACAAUAUUACCGGGCCUUACUCAUUCGUCGACGCUACGCUCCCACUUGGCAACUGGUCACAAGACUAUGGUCUGUUCGUGGACCGCAAGGAUGGAAGAGCCUACGCCCUGUACUCCAACGGCGACCGUCGUGAAGGACGUGACGUCUACCUUACUUCGUACAACGACAACAUCACUGCUCUUGAAAAAGUCGUUCACCGAUGGGAUAAGUACGAUCUCGAGGCGCCUACCAUCAUCCAGACCGAUAAGAGCUACUUCGCAUUGAUGAGCCACAAGACCGGAUACAGGCCCAAUAACGUCGUUGCCUUCCGUGCUGACAAGCUUGAGGGACCUUGGUCGCAACCUUUCAUCGUCGCUCCUCUCAACACCCGUACAUACAACUCGCAGUCUGGAUUUUCUCUGCGCAUUGAUGGCACGAAGAAAACAACUUACCUCUACCUAGGUGACCAAUGGGACUCGAUUAGUCUUUGGGAGUCUCGUUACAUCUGGCUCCCUGUCGAGAUCGAUGAGGCCAAGAAGUCGCUCGAGGUCAAGUGGCACGAUGUCUACGAUCUGAACGUCAAGACAGGCGAGGUCAAGGCCAUCAAGGGCAAGACCUACUACGGCAAGGACGCUACAGUUACUGGUGGCGCUUUCAAGCAGGAAGCUGCUUUCGGCAGCCACGAGAUGAUCUUGACUGGUAUCGUCGGAAAUAACAGCAAGGUCACCUUCUCCGGCAUCGAAGGCCAGGGCAAGGCCCAAUGGGUCUCGUUUUACUAUCAAAACACUGACGAUAUGGGUUUCGGCGACCAGCCCGGAGGUACUCCAGACCGCAUUGGCGGUACAUGGCAACUGCGCCGUAUCGCGAGCGUCAUUGUCAAUGGCAAGGCCGAGCAGAUCGAGAGCUUGUACCAGAGAGACACUCACAAGGGCAUCGUUUUGAGCACACCGCUGCAGCUGCACUUGGACAAGGGGAGGAACAACACGAUUGAGAUUGGCGGAUUGUUCAACAACCAGACUUACAAGGGUGCUGACAUCGACCGCAUCGUCGUUUACCCACCAGAGGAAUGAGUAAUGGUGCUUAGAGUGCUUCAUGAUGGCGGAAAGUAAUGUGAACAUGUAAUGCCACAUGAUCCUGAUCUUCCAAGGGCUAUUGUAUCUUUCAACACUAAUUAAUAGACAGCACAAGCUUACA